CCCACCACCAAUUGAUUAUUCUUCCUCUCUACUCUUGCUUCAACCGGAUUUUUUGGGUUUCUUGGCUGCGUUGAGUUUUUGUUGUUGGGAGCUGCAUACAUUUUUCUUCAUAUAUUGUUAAAUCUUUAAACGAAAUGACAGUAAACUCUUUAUCUUGUUGCUUUUGUUCCAGUUUUGGAUCUCCUAGUUGGAUAUCACAAGGGAAGAAGACUCAGUUGCAGAUAUCAAGUAGCCGGAAAAGGAACGAACUUUUCAAUGGGACGUGGAUUCCUAGCCGAUCCCCCAAUUGGUUAAGGGAGAAACAAUAUGGAAACUUUCACUACGCUUCCAAUUGUACCGCAGUUUUUCGUAAUCAACCGGAACCUGAACCGCCUAGUCGCCCAGACAGAACGGAACCCUCAAGGAAACCUCCUGCUCCUAUUCCAACCGUAUAUAUGGGAGACACACAGAUGGACAUUUAUUCAAGAUUGGCAAAAGACAGAAUACUUUUGUUAGGUAGAGCUGUGGAUGAUGAGGUUGCCAACGCUUUGGUGGCUCAAAUGCUAUUUUUGGCAAACGAAGAUCCGUCCAAAGAUAUCACGUUAUACAUCAAUAGCCCAGGAGGUUCCGUUUCAGCAGGUUUAGCAGUUUAUGACACUAUGCAGUUUAUUCCUUGCGAUGUGUCUACUGUUUGUUUUGGAACGGCUGCUUCAAUGGCAGCGUUCUUAUUAGGAGCAGGUACAAAAGGAAAGCGUAAAUCACUUCCCAACGCUCGUAUUAUGAUACAUCAGCCUUUAGGAGGUGCUCAGGGACAAGCUGCGGAUAUCGAAAUACAAGCGAGAGAAAUACUCUUCAUCAAGUCCCUAUUGAAUACUUACAUGGCAGACUACACCGGGAAGCCUUUGGAGAAAAUCGAACAAGAUACAGAUAGGGACUUUUUCAUGACACCUGAAGAAGCUUUGGAAUAUGGUAUGAUCGACGAAGUAAUACAAACCAAAAAAGUAUUGGCCAAACCUCAGAAACCAGCGUUAUUGUGAUAGAGAAUAAAAGUGACGAUGAAAAAGAGGAGCCAAGUCGCAACUAGAAUAGGAUGCCUCUUUUCAAACAGCGUUUGUUUCGUGUGUACAAACACUGUGUAGUUCAAGUUGACAUCUUACGUGAGAUUCACAAUAAAGGGUUAUCAGAUAUUUCCAAGUUCUUCAAUGACAUAAGA
Messenger RNA from Galdieria sulphuraria, 1192 nucleotides. Its product is annotated as ATP-dependent Clp protease, protease subunit. Gene Ontology annotation, molecular function: ATP-dependent peptidase activity; ATPase binding; serine-type endopeptidase activity. The record is from RefSeq and is a predicted model, not a curated record. NCBI's taxonomy places the organism in Eukaryota, Rhodophyta, Bangiophyceae, Galdieriales, Galdieriaceae. The transcript is spliced from 2 exons. Gene Ontology annotation, biological process: protein quality control for misfolded or incompletely synthesized proteins. Bases 135 to 1016 code for a protein of 293 amino acids. Gene Ontology annotation, cellular component: endopeptidase Clp complex.